Molecule: messenger RNA, 792 nt
Organism: Daldinia childiae
Lineage: Eukaryota; Fungi; Ascomycota; Sordariomycetes; Xylariales; Hypoxylaceae
Product: Chorismate mutase
Exons: 2
Coding region: 1-792 (263 amino acids)
Biological process (GO): aromatic amino acid biosynthetic process; chorismate metabolic process
Cellular component (GO): cytoplasm
Molecular function (GO): chorismate mutase activity
Source: RefSeq, a predicted model, not a curated record
AUGGAUACCAUAAUUGACAUCAAGGACGCCUCUAAGGCGCUUGAUCUAUCCAACAUUCGCUUUCAGUUGAUUCGAUUAGAAGAUACGAUCACUUUCCACCUAAUCGAACGAGUUCAGUUUCCGCUCAACAAGACCAUCUAUAUCCCUGGAGCAAUAGAGAUUGGUCAGGAUAGCAAGCUCAGCUUCAUGGAUUGGUACUUGAAAGAGCAAGAGAAACUACAGUCCCUGAUCCGACGCUACGAGGCACCCGACGAAUAUCCUUUCUUCCCCGAUGCGCUACAGAAGCCCAUAUUAAAACCUCUCAACUACCCUAAGAUUCUGCACCCGAAUACGGUCAACGUCAACGAGAAGAUCAAGGAGUUCUACACUGAACAGUUCUUGCCGGCCGUGUGCCCAGACUUCGGGCGCCCAGAUCGCGGCGCGUCGGAAGAAAAUUACGGCUCAUCUGCUACGUGCGACAUUGCCUGUCUCCAGGCCCUCUCGCGAAGAAUACACUUCGGUAUGUUCGUAGCGGAAUCGAAGUUCCAGUCCGACCCCGAGACAUACACUCGAUUGAUCAAGGCGGGUGACCGUGACGGAAUCGGCGAGUCUAUCACAAAUGCAGCGGUCGAGAAGCAAGUUCUAGCGCGAUUAGGACUAAAGGCGCGCACCUACGGCACGGAUCCCUCUACGAAUGGUUCGGAGGAUGACCGCAAGAUUAAUGUUGAAGCAGUGGUUUCCAUGUACAGGGACUUUGUCAUCCCGUUAACGAAAGAGGUCGAGGUGGAAUAUCUAAUGCAGCGACUAGACUAG